This is a messenger RNA of Vicia villosa (hairy vetch), 3232 nucleotides long. RefSeq lists its product as uncharacterized. Bases 2711 to 3166 code for a protein of 151 amino acids. Gene Ontology annotation, molecular function: cysteine-type peptidase activity. Gene Ontology annotation, biological process: proteolysis. NCBI's taxonomy places the organism in Eukaryota, Viridiplantae, Streptophyta, Magnoliopsida, Fabales, Fabaceae. The record is from RefSeq and is a predicted model, not a curated record. The transcript has 5 exons.
UUUCUAACACCUAUUUUUCUGAUUUUCACCCACUUUUUCACCAACACCUAUUUUUCUGAUUUUCACCCACUUUUUCACCACAUUAAUAUCUAUUUUCAUUCGUGAAUUAACACCAUACAUACUCUUCAAAAACAAAUUCACCAAUUAAUAUUUUGAUACACAAAAGCCAACGUUUUUUAACCACCACAAUACAACUCUUGUUCAAGUUUUUUGUUUGUAUCUUUUUACAGAAAGAAAAGACAAUAGAUGUUGGCACAGUACUGAGUCCAUAACAGAAAUCAAAUGAAGAAUAAGAGGAAUAGAACUCGCUGCAAAACCGAUUCAUUGGAAACUGCCGCUGCACAGUCAACGCUGCCAAUUGCGACCUUUGCAAGAUCCCUCCAUUCAGACCAACACCGCGCAGCAGGUUCCGAUCGGCGUGAGCUCCUCCGAUCCGGACUCAACUCAAUCACAACAGCAGAUCCACAAUGAUCGCAACGGACAACCACAACACCGUUCAAUUGUAGAUUGAAUACGUGACCACGAAACAACUUGCAAAAGUUUUCAAGCAUUCAAACUAUCAUCAUGUUUUAUUCUUUGUUUUGUUAUAUCUUGUUUUUGCAGAGAAAGAGAAAAGGAGAAAUAAAAAUAGUCCCGAAAACAAGUCCACUCCACUUCUCUGUUGCGCAACAUCAUCUUCUUGGCAUCUGACACCGAUCGAUCUUCGACAUCUCUCCGACGGAUGACGCAAUAGGCUAUGCUCUCUACCACGGCAAACACUGACACGCAAUCCAAACAUGAAUCAACUACAACGCACAAUUCUAAAUCACAGCGAACCAUUCCAUCACCGAUUCAACGCAGACUUUCACAUCGGAAUCAGAAUAAACGCAGAGCAUUCGUAGUGGCUUCUACUAUCAGAAUCGUCGCCUCCGAUUAAGGUCUCGAACUCGUUCCCUUUCCGAUUGCUUGCUAAUGAGAUGUGUGAAUGCUUUUCAUCUUGAAAUUUACGGCUAUUGUUGCUAUUUUAUUUGUGGAUGUUGUUUGUUGUCAUCUUGAGAUUUAUCACCUGCUUGUGUGGUUUUUGUGGUCAUGUUUAGUUUUGUUGAAUUGAGUUGAGAUGAACAUGAGAUAGAAGUGAGAAGAACAAUGCUGGGGCAGAGGGAGAGACCGAAAUUAAGUCAAAUGGGGCGGGUUGUUACUCAUGGGUUUUAGGGUUUUCUUUUAGUUGGUGGGUUUAUUUUUAAUAGACAAGCCCAAUUCCGUUUUCCUUUAUGCACCCCCUUCCCAGCGACCAUACUCAUAUGGUUAGACAGAUUUGGAUAUUGGUUUUGGGCCUCUCAUUUGAAACAGCCCAGCGGAUCACUGCUGACACCCCACUUUCCUGCUUGUUUUUAUAUCUCUUAAAAAUACAAAAAAUAUGCAUGUGAUUAAUUAGUUUUUUUUAAUACAAAAAAUGUUUUGUUUAGUUUUUUUAAAUGUUUGUUUUCUCUUUAGAAUUUGGUUUAGUCUGUAUUUAAAUUUUAUUUUGUUAUUCAAUUUUUAUUAAUAAUUGUGUAUAAUUUUGUUAUUUUCUCAUAUGUCAUUACUAACAUUUUGUUUUGAUUGUGAGGUACACUUUGAGGCAUUGGGCUAUUAUUAUGGACAUUUGCAAUUUUACUAAGUUCUUGUAUAUUUUACUUUCAUUUUGGGUUUGUAAUAGUUAAUUAGGACUUUACUUUCCGCAUCCCCCAUUUUUGGUCAUGUAAUCCCCCAUCCCGAAGCCUUGUAAUAGCGUAGGAUUUUCCUUUCCACACUUUACUUUCCGCACCUAUAAACUGCUAUAACUGUUUAGAUGUAUGCUAAUAGGAUUGCAUGGAAAGAUUAAAAUUGAACCGUUAGUUCAUUAACUCAAAGAUUAAAUAUCUGAACAUAACACACUCCUUUUUACUGUUCACACACUCACCUUUAGGGUUUCCCCUCUCACGUUGCCUUUCGAUUCAAUAGUCAAAUCCCCUCGAAGCGUAGGGAUACCUUAGCACAUGUUACCUACGAUUCAAAAUCAUCAUUGUCCAUUCAAAAUAAAAGAUCAUAGUCCCUUCGAGUUGCCUACGAUAAAUGAUCUUGUCCCUCGAGUUGCCUUCGAUUAAAUGAUGAUAGUCCCUCCGGAUUGCUAAGGUAUCUCUACUGGUUGCCUUUAUGACUAUUUACAACGCAUAGGACUUUCUACCCUUUUUAUGGUAUGAAUAGUCUCUAUGACGUUCGAUGACCCUCGAUGACCCACACAUCCAAUGUAUAUGACUACCUACCCUCAUAUGGUAUGGAUAGUACUAUCACUCAAGGGAAUUCUUAGAAUAGGAAAGACCUUAUGAACUUAGGGUAGGUUACUCUUAAGUGCUUGCUCACAACAAUUCAAAUCAAACGCUUUUUACACCCCGUUUUCUAACGUUGUCUUUUUAGACAUUUUCAAAACAAAUGUGUUUUUCUAAACACACACUACUUUUUCGAAACAAAUCAAACAUUUCAAACAAAAGUGAGCUAAGAAGUUAAGAGCCCGUGGAUAACUACGGAUGAAAAGGGUGCUUACACCUUCCCUUUUCAUAACCUACCCCCCGAACUCAAUCUCUUUUCAAAGAAGGUCUUUCCUGUUCUUUUAUACCUUUCCUAAUUGGAUAAAAUAAAAGUCGGUGGCGACUCAUGCUUACCGCAACAUUGUUGCUUAUAAAAAUAAAAGUCAGUUCACCGUAUUACACCUAUGUUAGUUCUCAAGACUGGAAGGCCGGACUUAAGAUUCCACCAGCUGAUACACGCUAUAGGACAGAGAGCACACUGGUUGCUGCUUCCUAUCAACCCUAUAAGGGAAGUCGUGUAUUAUCUGAAUUCGGUAAAUGGUGAAUGGACCAAUUAUCCGGCUAUGAAGGACAUCGUUGAUUUAUCAAUACAAGUGUUCCGAAGUCAACGGGACGCACAGGUAUCCCGGACUAAAUCUAACAACAUUACUUGGAUCCAAGUGCAGUGUCCGCAACAGCGAAACAGUUACGAUUGCGGAUACUUUGUUUUGAGGUUUAUGAAAGAAAUCCUUCAGGCGAAUCAAUUAGAGAUUCCGCUCACGUACCUUGACGAAUUCCGUGCUGCUGGGUACCCGAGACUUAAGUUGGAAGAAAUAAAAGAGGAUUUGUGUCAAUUUUAUAUUAAGCAAUUUUUCAUGUAGGAUUUGUGUCGAUUUGAACUAUAAUAUUAUUGAUGUUGUAAUGAUGUAUAUAUAUAAUUUUGGAUA